Molecule: messenger RNA, 3606 nt
Organism: Leopardus geoffroyi (Geoffroy's cat)
Lineage: Eukaryota; Metazoa; Chordata; Mammalia; Carnivora; Felidae
Gene: ZNF514
Product: zinc finger protein 514
Exons: 5
Coding region: 586-1890 (434 amino acids)
Biological process (GO): regulation of transcription by RNA polymerase II
Molecular function (GO): DNA-binding transcription factor activity, RNA polymerase II-specific; RNA polymerase II cis-regulatory region sequence-specific DNA binding
Source: RefSeq, a predicted model, not a curated record
GUUCGGAGACUUCGGGGCCGCCGGCCUGUUGCGAGCGCUGCGCGCCAGUCCGUGACAUUGUUGGUAGUGUCCCUCCGCGAGGGGCUGUGGGGCCUGGAGCUAGGAGAUCGAGUUGCAGUGUCCCCGUGAGGCUCUCUUUUGAAUCCCUGCUAGCUCCGGGCCGCGGAGGCGCACUGGGUACCAAGGUAGCAGGUGUGGCUACGACCGUAUCUCUUGGUGGUGUGGUCGUCAUCAUGGGUGUGGGUCUGCGGUGAAACUGGGGUCCAGAGUCCGGUCCCGAGGAGCAAGGCGACGGAGCGAAGCCAGGGGGCCCAGGCCCGGCUCGUGAGGGGUCUGAGAGCGCGCCUGAAAGCAGGGGAACCGCACCACCCCGGGCGGUAGCGCUACGCGCUCAGACAGGAGUCUGGGUUUGACUGCCCUGUUCUGGGCCUUGCAGGUCGCCUGGGCGUCACUGCGCGGAGUGGGAAUGCCCGAUGUCACCUAGCUUGCUCCCUGCUCUCUGAGCCGUAAGGGAGGACCGCAGGGCUGCGGCUGCAGGACAGACAUUUGGACCUAGUGGAAGGACGUCGCCGCUUAGCCCCAGCUAUGGACUCCACAGCAUCAGUUCUCCCUUCUCAGGACCCUGCUCUUUCUCCAGAGAGAUACCCAGGAGAAAAGGGAACAGCCAGUUUAUUCCUGAAAGCCAGGCCCCAGGAUCUGAUGACAUUCAAGGAUGUGGCUGUGGAAUUCACCCAGUGGGAAUGGGGGCAGCUGGAUCCUGCUCAGAAGGACCUGUACAGGGAAGUGAUGCUGGAGAACUUCAAGAACUUGGCCUCUCUGGGGCUUCCAGUAUCUAAACCAUAUGUGAUCUGCCAGUUGGAGGAAGGGGAAGAGCCCUGUGUGGUAGAGGGAGAAAUCUCAACAGACUGGGAGAAAAGGCCUAAAGCCAAGGAAUCAAGACUAAAUCAGGAUAUUUCCAAAGAGGAAUUAUUCCCCAUAGCCUCAGUAGAAAAACACAUCAGAGAUGAACUCUCCUUCUGCAAACUGAAAGCAAUCUGUGGUUGUGAUGACCAGUUAGAGAUACAUCCAAAAAGACUGGAGAGACAUCCGAAAGAACUGUCAGUCGCUCACAAAUCUACUACCACCCUUAGGAUAGAUCGUGAAUGGAGUGAUUUUGGGAGAAGUUUAGACUUAAGAUCAGUCCUUUUUAACCAACACAAUGUUCCCAUAGGAGAAGGAUCUUAUAAAUCGGACACAGAAUUCAGACAGACUUCAGGAAGAAGUAACUCCCGGAGAACCCAUCCAGGGAAGAAGCCUUGUAAAUGUAAUGAAUGUGGGAAGUCUUUCCAUUUCCAGUCAGAACUUAGGCGCCAUCAGAGAUGUCACACGGGAGAAAAGCCCUAUGAAUGCAGUGAAUGUGGGAGAGCCUUUGGUCAUAUUUCAUCCCUUAUUAAACAUCAGAGAACUCAUACUGGAGAAAAGCCCUAUGAAUGCAGCGAGUGUGGGAGAGCCUUCAGCCAGAGUUCAUCUCUUGUUCUACAUUAUAGAUUUCAUACUGGAGAGAAACCUUACAAAUGUAAUGAAUGUGGAAGAGCCUUUGGUCAUACUUCAUCCCUUAUUAAACAUCAGAGAACUCAUACUGGAGAAAAGCCCUAUGAAUGCAGGGAAUGUGGGAGAACCUUCAGCCAGAGUUCAUCUCUCAUUGUACAUUAUAGAUUUCAUACUGGAGAGAAACCUUACAAAUGUAAUAAAUGCGGGAGAGCCUUCAGCCAGAGUUCAUCUCUCACUCAACAUUAUAGAUUUCAUACUGGAGAGAAACCCUACAAAUGUAAUGAAUGUGGGAGAGCCUUUGCUCAUACUGCAUCCCUUAUUAAACAUCAGAAAAGUCAUGCUGGAAAAAAGGCUGUAUGAAUUCAGUGAACGUAGGAAGGCUUUCAGCUGGAGUACACACAUGAUUCACAUGACACACAUUGGCGAGAGCUCCUAUAAGGGUAACGUAUGUGCGACGACUUGGUUGGAAGACAUCUUAUUUAACAUCAGACAGUACACGCUAAAGAGACACUCUGUCAGUGUUAAGAGAGAAGCUGGGCUUUGAAUCACACUAUCAAACAGCAGAGAAUCCAUCCUAGUGAGAAACCAAGUACGUGUGAUGGAUUUGGAAAGGCUUUCGUCAGAGGAUACCCAUUAUUCAACGUCAGACAGUUUCUACUGGCCAGAAGCCUUAUCCAUGCAAUGAAUAUGGCACAGCUUUCAGUCACAUAUUGUUCAAUCAAUCAAUCAGCCAACCAGUAAGUAAAUAAAUAUCAGAUAACUCAUACGGGAGAGCAACUACAAGUGUGGUAAAAGCCAUCUGUAAUACUUCUUCCUUUACUAAGCACCAAGAACACAUAUAAAAGGGAAGCCCCCUGAAAGCAGUAAAUGUGGGAAGGUCUAUCAGAGCUCGUCUCUUCAAAAGAAUCAGAAUCAUUCUUGAGAAAAACACUAUGGAAAUGGUGAAUGUGGGAGUGCCUUUAGCCAAACCUCUUUCCUUUAUAAACAUCAGUGAACUCACCCUACUGGUUAGAAAUCCUGGGAAUGCAAUGCAUGUGGAAAAGCCUUUGGCAGAUUUUCCACCCAUUUUGCACAUCAGGGAAUGUGUACUAGAGUUACUCUUUGAAUUUGGUGAAACUAGGAAAACCCACUAGUAUAGUUCGGGCCUCAGCACACAUUAAGGCUUCACUCCGUAGAGAAACCUGGGAACUUAAUGGAUGCGGGGAAAAUUCCUUUCAGACUUGAGAUUCCUAAAACAAGAGCUGAAAGGAAUCUGAGAAAUCACCUAGUCUGGUGAUUUUCUACCUGGUAGGGGCUCUUUAUAACUGCAAUGUGCUUUGCCUCCCCAUUCGGUGAGCGGAGGGAGGUGUUACCAUGUGGGCGAAGAGAAUGGCGGCUGAGCGAGGUGGAGAGCCACCAGUGAUUUAGCCCAACUGUAGUUUAGAGCUAAGGAAACUGAUCUUCUGGAAGUGCCAUGCCCUGGGCUGGGCCUCGUUCCUUCUGGUUCACAGCUGUGGUUUUGAGAUUGAGAGACUGAAGAUCUUCCUGUACAAAACUCCCAUGCACUCAUUACACGUUACCUUUCUCUAAGAGGCAAUGGAGUGGUAUUUUUAAAGUUUGAGCAAAAAGCAAUUUUUGUUAGAUCAUUAUGCUACUAGAUUUGGGAUUUUCAAAAUAAAAUAAAAAAUUUUUAAACAUUAAAAUCAUUAAAUAUGGGCAUUGUAUAAAAAGAUCAAAACUUCAAAAACAUUAUUCCAAGUGAAAGUAGCCAGAUGCCAGAUACCAUGUAUUGUAUAGUUCCUUUUAUAGGAAAUGUCCAGAAAUGGCAAGUCUUCGGAGGCAAAGUACAUUCCUGAUUUCCUGGUGCUGGGAGAGGUAAUUGGGAGUGAAUGCAAAUGUUACAAGGAAUCUUAUUGGAGUGAUGCAAAUGUCCUAAAACUGGAUUAUGGUGACGGUUGAACAAUUUGGUAAAUAUACUAAAAAUCAUUGAAUUGUGCACAGAAUAUGGGUGAAAUUUAUGGUAUGUAAAAUACACCUCAAUAAAAAUUGUUUUUUAAAAAUCUCAAAUAUACAAAUAUACCAACUAUUGCUAAACUA